AAAGCAACAGAGUGGAGGACUGUAUUUUACUAAAGCAGUCCAAACACGAAAGCCCAAGCCAAAAAGAUACAGAUUUGUGCCUUCUAAGCAGACCAGGAUGGAGAGUGACUCAUGUGACGAUAGCCAAAGUGACAGCGGAGUUUCAGCAGACUUCUCCCCCUGCAGCACUUUGGAUGGCAACACCAACAUCUCUCCAGGCACUCCAGCUCCUGCUCUCAAGGAGACUCCCAUUGAGAGGGAGAUCCGACGGGCUGUAGAGCGUGAACACAGCCUAAGAAGGUCCAGAGGGCUUCCGAAGCAGCCCUCCUUGCCUGAGUAUGUAGAGAUCCCUGUAAAGAAAAAUGUGCUCUUUCAGCCACCAGUAACUAAUACUGAGAAGGGUCCAGGCAAAGACAGGCAGUUUGCAGGCAAGAAGAUGCAGCAUGAGAUCCAUGAGGAGGUCCAGAGAGAGCAGGACCUGGUCAAGCUUGGAAAAGUUCCAGGUUUCUACCACAAAGGCACAGUCCGCCAGCUCAAAGAGAGGAAAAGGCUCUUUGAGGCAUUUCAGGCGCCUACUAUCUCAACUUUGCCUCCACCAACCAGGACCAGAGCGAGAUCUUGGCCCUUCUCCUCGACAAGUGACAUUACAAACCUAGUGAACCAGGACACAUCCACCAUGAGACGCUCAAAUGUGGAGAGGAGCCCAAACUCAGCCAAAGGAGAAUGUUCUACUUUGUCAGCUCCUCGAGGACCAGGACUCUCUGAGGGGACAGGCUGUCAGGUCAUCAUCAUAGAGAAUAGCCUGAGUGCCCCAGCACAGAAUCUCUACCACACCAUACCUAUAGCAGAAGCCACUACUGCAGUCGACUUUGCAAGGCCAAGCAUUUCAUCACACAGGGUGGAGGGACAUGAUGGGAUCAAGGUGGGUGAGCAUGAAAGAGAGAAGAACGAAGAGGAGGAGGAGUUGACACCCAAGGAAAACCCUUUUUUCAAGCUACGCACCUCAACAAAUUUACUCAAAGUGGAGAGGGACAUUCGGGAGGCUCAAGAGAGAGAGAAGGAGCUUCUUCAGCAGAGAAAAAGUCUAUAUGGAGGAGGGGGAGGAAGAGGAGGAAGAGGAGGAAGAGGAGGGAGACCGGCAAACAUAGAGAGAAGGAAUACCAGGUUAACUCGGUCUUCUUCCCUGAAUAGAAUUCUUGAAACUGACUCAUCUGGCUCAAUACCCAGGCCCAUAACUGGAUCCCCAGCAGUACGCCAGUCAGUUGGCAAGUUGGGCAUGUGGCCCCCAGCCCAUGCUGAAGAGGAGAAGAUUAGCCGUCCAGAGAUCCUCCUCAGUCCUAGAAAGAAGACUCCUCUGGUGCAACGCUGGGAGGCGGGCCUGAUCAACGGACCCAACCAGGAUGGCGUCUGAGGAUUGAUGAAGGCUAACUGAGACCCUCACUUUUUGAAGUGGAGGGCUGACAGGAUUGUGAGAUAAAAAUGGGAGCUGUUUAAAGAAAAGUGGGAACAGACUAGAGGAGGGAACUGUAGUGAAGUGGAGGAAAGAAAGAAUAUGAGGCAAGAAAGAGGUCAGGGAUUGAGGCUUCAAAGGGGGUCAGGAGAAUUGGGAGCAGGGAAAAGGAUUGAUGGUGAACUCAAAACCCUGAGGAGUCAUUCAGCACAGAGGAGAGGAAAAGGAGGAGAGAGGCCACCUAUUAGUAUAAUACUUGGUCUGCUUAAGGGUACUGGGAAACGUUGAGACUAAUGAAUGUAAAAUAGCAAAAACUAAUAACAACACUGCAAUAUUGAAAAUAAAUGUAAAUUUAGUAGGAAUGAGAAACUUUCAUGAAGUUCGCAGUUUUCUCUAAGUUUGCAAUAGUUUUUAUUCAAUGAAGUAAGUAGGUUGUAUGUUGUACUAAAAAUACUGUAUCAACACCAGUUUUAUUCCUGUAAUGAUGUCUUAUAAUGAGUUACUAGUUUAUUACAA
Notolabrus celidotus (New Zealand spotty) is the source of this 1945-nucleotide messenger RNA. RefSeq lists its product as uncharacterized. Lineage: Eukaryota; Metazoa; Chordata; Actinopteri; Labriformes; Labridae. The record is from RefSeq and is a predicted model, not a curated record. The coding region runs from base 98 to 1390 and encodes 430 amino acids. The transcript has 3 exons.